GUUGUGCAGCUAAUGUAAAUCAACACGAAAAGUCGAAAGAAAAUGGUGAGAGGAAACGCAAAAGAGAGCAGGAAAAGAAAGAUAAGGGAGAGAAGAAAGACACAGAAAAGAAAGGAAAACAAGAAGAAAAAGAAACGAGAAAAGAAAGAAAAGCAAAGCCAAGCAAGAAAAGGGAAGAAAGAAAAGGAAAAACAAGAAAAAAGAAACAAGAAAAAAAAGCGAAGAAAGAAAAGGAGAAACAAGAAAAGAAACAGGUGUACGCAUUUGCCUUUACAGGACGAAUAUCUUAUGCCAAUCUUCACUUGAAUAACGUUGAAGGAGCAUUUUUCGUUUGA
Paramuricea clavata is the source of this 335-nucleotide messenger RNA. The record is from the annotation of a GenBank genome assembly. NCBI's taxonomy places the organism in Eukaryota, Metazoa, Cnidaria, Anthozoa, Malacalcyonacea, Plexauridae.